UACAUAAAUAAUUAAACCGGCAAGAAAAUUUCAAAACUCAAAUGAUACUUCACGUUCCUUAAUCAACAGGAAUUCCAUAUAACAUUUUCUUUGUAUUUUCCAUUUCGAAAAUGCGAAAGGUUCAAGGAAGUAUGGAUAUCCCUUCUCUAUAUAUAAAGAAAUAGCCAGUUCUCAAUUUCAGGCUCUUUUCUUUUGGCUUAAACUUGACUCCUUUCCUUAGUUUUUCAUUAAUUGAUCCCCAAACCAAAGCUUACGAAAAUAUAGUACUAUAUGUAACCAGCUUCCAAAUCUCUUUCCAUUGAUAACUUUUUAAGGUUGAGAUGGCGCCCAGAUCCAUAGAAGAAGACUCAUACAAGAAGCAGCAAAAAAACAGGAAAAACAAUGUUCCCUUGUGCAGGAUUGUCUUGGCUUUGCCAACAACAGAUGAUCCAGCCGCCUUGCGUUGUUUACCACGAGAAUGUGGGAUCUAAUCGGGGCAGCCCCGACGUUAAUGGUGAAUCUAAUCGGGGGGAGGGACAAGCGGAAGAGAUCUUGGUGGACAAGCAUAUCAUCUUAGUAGAGGAUGCUGUUGGGGAAAUUGUGGCUGUUUGUUCGGACAAUUCUGAGAGUUUCGAGCGAAAUAAUAACCAGUUAAGAGUUCCGAAGAUUGAAGAGAGGGAUAAGCAAAUAAUUGGCUAUCACUGAGAGAACCGCCAUGGAGAUCAAUGGAUGAUAUGAGCAAUGAAGACUUCAGGUAUGCAGUAGAGGCUUUCAUUGCUGAAAGGAACAAAAUUUCAUGACGAGGAAGGCAUACGUUUUCUGAUCAGCACUUCCAAUUAGUUGGUCCAAUCUGUCCAUUCCAUCACUUGAUGAGAUGAAUCGAGGGAUCAGUACUUGAUGAAAAUAAUGUACAGGAAUAAAACCACAAGUCUUAGAUCAAUACAUGUAAUUUGUGAUUUUGGUAGAAAUUUACAUACACUUCCAUUUUGGGACGUAAUGAUUUCUCUUAAUUUGUUAACAUAUAAUAGGCUGGUUUUGUUUAUAAGUUCUUUCAACUAGUAUCUUCUAUAUAUAGAACAAUCAGCCAUGGCAGCUUAUGUAUUACUAAUCACACCAGUUUUA
Messenger RNA from Durio zibethinus, 1101 nucleotides. RefSeq lists its product as uncharacterized. Lineage: Eukaryota; Viridiplantae; Streptophyta; Magnoliopsida; Malvales; Malvaceae. The record is from RefSeq and is a predicted model, not a curated record.